Messenger RNA from Rhizopus microsporus ATCC 52813, 1266 nucleotides. RefSeq lists its product as uncharacterized. The record is from RefSeq and is a predicted model, not a curated record. Lineage: Eukaryota; Fungi; Mucoromycota; Mucoromycetes; Mucorales; Rhizopodaceae. Bases 1 to 1266 code for a protein of 421 amino acids. The transcript has 5 exons.
AUGGGAAAAAGUCAUAUGAGAAGGCUUCAGCAAUCUGCUGAAACAAGCGCAACCUUAUUGAAUCUAUUCCUUUGGGAUAUAGACGAUUGUAAAGAAAAAGCAGAAGAAUACCACAACAAAUCAUAUGAACAAAGAAUGAAAAGUUUUAAAGGAGAAUCCUUACUGAACCCUCGCAAUGUCUUGAAGAAACUUAAACUUAAGGACGACGAAAAGCGAAUGGAAGCUGAAAAAGCCAUAGAAAUCAUCAAUUUGGAGUCAUUUAUUUAUUCAUUUCUCACUGGCAUAAAAACACAAGAAUGUCUAGACAGUUUCUUUAAAUGUAUGAUUAUGCCUCAAAUGAAGAUUAUUGAACGCGACGUAAGACUUUAUUUCCAACUGAGAUCAGCAGCGUAUCUUAGAGAUUAUUGCACACUUAUCAAUGAUGAAGAAGACUUUGAUCGCAAAGAACUACUUCAUAAACAUUUCGCGCUAAAUCUAUCUCAUUAUGGAGGACAUCUUGCGGAUAAAGACAAUGGGUGGAUCGUAUUAAAGCAUGCUCAUAUGACUCGUCUGAAAAUGAAAAGGGAGGCUGAUGCACUGGUUCAAUCGGAAUCCAACCAAGUUUACAUGCCUCACGAGCUCGUAGCGUACUUACGUGAGAGAAUUGAUCGAUUGUUUCACCCUGAACGCUUUGAAGGACUAGGUGGCAUAAUGUCAGAUGAACAACAGAUAGAAGCAUAUAUUGCAUCAGAUCAAGAAUCACAAGAAGUUACAGUUAAUAUUGAAAGAAAUUCUUCUGCAGAACUAGAGUCCUCUCCAGAAUCAGAGUCUUCUCCAGAGCCAGAGUCUUCUCCAGAACCAGAGUCUUCUCCAGAACCAGAGUCUUCUCCAGAACCAGAGUCUUCUCCAGAACCAGAGGGAAGAAGGAACUUGGGUGUAUUAAACGGUAUUUCAAGAACAGAAAUUAAAAAUAAGAAUGGCGACGUGGUAGCUAUAAGACGAGAAUAUGAAAAUGAGAAUGGUGAACGGAUAUCGGUCACUGAAAGAAACGUACGCUUCGGUCAUACCAAACGCAUACGAUGGGAAGAUGACGAAGUGAAAGCAUUAGAGAGAGCAAUAGCAGAAGUGGGGCCAAGGUGGAUCAAGAUUAAGGAACAACGAUACCCAGAAUUAGAAAACAAGACAAACGUUCAACUACGCGAUAAAGCAAGGGGUGAACUCAGAAGACGCAAGAGACUAAAGAUCGAUUUAGGAGUGUAUGCUUCUUUGCAAGGCUACGAUGAAUAA